UGUCGACUCAGCUGUGUUUAGGGUCAUGUUCACUUCCGGUGGUAGGCCUUCAGUCCGGUUUCUAUUACACUACCUUAUUUACCUCGAAAGACAAAAGACGUAGUCGAACGCUACAUGAAUCAAGCGUGCUAAUGCAGACAUAAGUCAUGAGUGAAUGGAGCAGUGUGCGCGUUUCGGACGAGGAGCCCGGUGAUCUUGUCAAGUCCUGCCCAUGGUCCUGGCGUAUGGCUAAUCUGCUCAUGGCCGUGUUCUUUGCUCUAGCAGCUUAUGUUCAGAUAAACGAUCCAGAUCCCGCCAUAUGGAUUACGGUCUACGCAAUUCCGUGCCUGCUGUCUUCUGCUGUAGCGAUCCACUUUCAAGUACAAGGUUAUUUUCUGUGGCGAGCGUUGACUUUCAGUCAUCUCUGCGCCUGCAUCUGUGGCGCCUUGUACUUGUCUACUCGCGUCUCCGUACACGUCCGUAAUGGCAUGGUUCACCCGCUAGAGCACGAGGAAGGAAGGGAAUUAUCCGGACUGCUGUUCGUUAUCAUGUGGAUGGCACUUUUAAAACUUGUAAACCUGAAAAGCGCGAAGACGAUUCAGAAGUACCUGUGUAUGGGGGCCGUAACGCUCUCUCUCACCCCAUUUCUGAUGUGGGGAUUCUACAUAAAAGCAUGGGACACCGCAACUCUACCAAGUCACUGCAAGAACAUGUUGUAUUCUUAGACAUAGUGCACUACAACUUAACGAUCAGAUGCGUUAGACUCGAGUGGAGGCGCUCCAAAAUCUCUAUCCAGCUCCGCAAAAUAUAAAUCAGAUGUAGAAUUCUAUUAUCUGGCAUGAGAUCCUCAAUGACACA
Nematostella vectensis (starlet sea anemone) is the source of this 837-nucleotide messenger RNA. Its product is annotated as transmembrane protein 220. The record is from RefSeq and is a predicted model, not a curated record. The transcript has 8 exons. Bases 147 to 704 code for a protein of 185 amino acids. Lineage: Eukaryota; Metazoa; Cnidaria; Anthozoa; Actiniaria; Edwardsiidae.